Messenger RNA from Nasonia vitripennis (jewel wasp), 2208 nucleotides. RefSeq lists its product as uncharacterized. The transcript has 2 exons. Lineage: Eukaryota; Metazoa; Arthropoda; Insecta; Hymenoptera; Pteromalidae. Bases 767 to 1378 code for a protein of 203 amino acids. The record is from RefSeq and is a predicted model, not a curated record.
CCGACGUUUUGGCAUGAUUAUCAGCUGAUUAUCAGUUGAUUGUCAUCUGAUUUUUUUCAGUAGGGACCUGACGACGAUAAUAUGUAUGAUGAUGGUUUAAAGUAUUAAAAUAAUAUUCAUAACGUUUUUUCAUUAACUUUUAUGUAUUUUGAUAUUGAUAUAAUAUGAUAACUAAUACUUUUAUUAUCAUAUAAAUAUAUGACUUCUGAGUCACACUUAUAAGUUAGGAAGAAACACUUUUUUUCAUUUUUACAGUAUCAUUAAACUCCAAAACAUAAAUAACUGGAGCUUAUGGAAAUUCCAAGUUAAAGUUAUUUUAAAUUCAAAUAGAGUUUGGGAAAUAGUUACAGGUACAAGUACGUGUCCAGGUGCGUCCGCAGUAAGUGCAACUUCCGCUGAAAUUGCUGAAAACAACAAAAAGCAAGCCAUGCUACAUAUACUAAAUUGUGAUACCGCUAAAAGCAUGUGGGAUAAUUUUAUCAACGUAUACGAACAAAAAUCGUUAGCAACAACACAUAUGUUGCAGCAAAAUAGGUUCACAAUUAAAAAGGAACCGUCUGAUGACAUUGCUACACACAUAGCAAAGCUGGAAGAUUUAGCUCAGCGUCUAAAACUCAUGGGUGAAACCAUGAAUGACAAGAUGAUUAUGACCAAGAUUUUGUUGACCUUACCGCCAAGCUAUGACCACUUCAUCAGUACAUGGAAAUCAACACCAGAGACUGAGCGAACCAAAGCAAAUUUAAUCUCAAGACUAGUUAACUAAGAAAUGAGAGAUUCCUCACGUGAUGAAACUGCACUAGCUUCUCAACAAAAUAACAGAAAAGGCAGUUGUGGAAAACAAGCAACUGACAAAGCCAAAAGUAAAUGGAAACCUGGUAAAUGUCACAAUUGGAAUAAGCCUAGCCACUGGGCCUAUGAAUGCCGUAGUAAAAAGUCUAACGAUAAAGAUGAUCAUGGAGCAAAAUCAACUGAGUCAAAAGGUAAACCGCAUGGAGAUGCAUUAAUAAUUGAUGCUUUUGCGUCAAUUCAGAACAGCAAUAGCCAUACAAAUCUAUGGUAUAAAGAUUCAGGAGCCAGUAGUCACAUGACACACCACAAGGACUGGUUUUUGAAUUAUGAACCUUUCAAAAGACUAACUUGGGUACACAUUGGAGAUGUCAGUUUACUUGAAGCAUGUGGAUUAGGUGAAAUAAAUGUACUAUCAUUCAAUGGAAAGAGUUGGAAUCUUAGUCAUUUAUCCAAUGUAGUAUACGUACCUGACUUAAAGUAUAACCUUUUUUCGUUCAAUGUCGCUAUGGACAAAGGUUUGGAACUCUUUUCAGAUAAUCGCUCCUGCAAAUUUACCAAAGGAGAUAAAACCAUAGUUAUUGGUGAAUGAAUAGGGAACCUAUUUAUUAUGAAGCUUAAAGUUGAGAACCUAUCUGUGAUGCCUGUGCCAUAGGCAAGACUCAUAGAUUGUCCUUUCAUAAUAGUAAAUCUGAAACUAGUCAAAUUGAAGAAGUAAUACAUGCUGAUUUAUGCGGACCUAUGUAAGAAGCAUCUCUCAAAGGGUCUAAAUACUUUUUAUUACUUAAAGAUGAUUUCUCUAAAUUUCACACAAUAUAUUUUAUAGCAGCAAAGUCAGAUAAAUACAAUUGCAUGGAAGAAUAUGUCAAGAAGGUUGAAAAACAUUGUCCUAAAGGAAUCAAAAUUAUUCGAACAGACAAUGGAUUAGAAUUUGUCAACUAAAAGAUUUCAAACCUAUUGGUCAAGUAUGGUAUUGAACAUCAGAGAACGGUAGCUUACACUCCAGAACAAAAUGGAUCUGCUGAAAGGGAGAACCAUACCCUAAUAGAAGCUGUCCGAUCCAUCCUUGCCGCAAAGAGCUUUGAAAAGAAAUUUUGGGCAGAAGACACAAACACUGCUGCUUAUGUCUUGAACUGUACAGGUACUAAUCGAAUACAAAACAAGAGUCCGUAUGAGCUUCGGUAUAAUCAAGAACCAAACAUUCAAGAUCUACAUAUAUUUGGUGAAAAAGUAUACGUACACAUUCCUAACGAAAAAAGAAGAAAAUUAGAUGACAAAGGUAAACCAGGAUUAUUUAUGGGCUAUGAACAUAAUGUAAAAGGAUUCAGGAUUUUGAUUCUGGAAACAAACAAGAUUGAAAUCGCCAGAGUUGUAGUAUUUACUGGUAUAGUUGAACCUGUAAAUAAAACAAAGAAAAAAGAA